CAAUCCAUUCCAUUACUGCCCACCAGCAUCGUCCUGUCCUCUCACCUCCCUCCCUCCUUCUCUGUAGGCUGCAGCCAGCGUACAUACAUACAACAUGCUAAGUUAGACUAGUCCUCUUCUAGUCGCCUCUACCCCGUGUUGCUUGCAUCUCCCCGUCAAGCACGCCGCCGCCCCAUCGUGCCCUCCGCCUCCUCCCGAACAAAGCCGUCGCGCUGCCUUCCUUGCCGUCCACCGCAGGCAGUCGUUCUAGGACUUGUUGGUCCUCUCCUGCUGCCCUUCUACGGUGGAGGAGGAGAGGAGAGGAGCAGAGCGGAGAUCCAACCGUUUUCCGGCUGAUUUCUUCUUCUUCUUCUAUCUAAUUGCUGGGCAAGUUCCGUCGAUAGUCGAUACUGCUUGUGCUGUUGAACUAAUAUUAAGUUCCUGCUGCCAGCAAAAGGAGAGCUUCCACAGCUCCUAUGGCAAAGCCACUCAAUGGCAUUAGCCGUAGCAGCAGUAUGCCAAGGUCGAACGAGGGUAUGCGGCUCAUAUUUUCGGCAGUUGUAGGUGUCAUGCUGGGUUACCUGUUUGGGAUCUCCUUCCCUACAGUCAACAUAACCAAGCUUCACUUCCCUUCGAGUAUCAUCUCUUAUAUUGAAGAUAGAAACUCUGGCAUCACAACCCAGACAUUGUUGAACCAUGCUUGGGCAUCUGCAAACAAUCGUAAAAAGAAUAGUUCUGAAUCUAACACUGAUGAAAUUCCCAAGAUUUAUGUUCCUACAAACCCAAAAGGUGCUGAGAGACUUCCACCAGGCAUUGUAGUGUCUGAAACAGAUCUUUAUCCCCGAAGACUAUGGGGUGAUCCUAGUGAGGACCUUACUAGCGAGCCGAGGUAUCUUGUUACUUUUACUGUUGGUAUUGGACAAAAGUCAAAUAUUGAUGCAGCAGUCAAAAAGUUUUCAGACAAAUUCACCAUUAUGUUGUUCCAUUAUGAUGGUCGGACUACUGAGUGGGAUGAAUUUGAGUGGUCUAAAAGAGCAAUCCAUGUGAGUGUUAGGAAGCAGACAAAAUGGUGGUAUGCAAAACGAUUUUUGCAUCCCGACAUUGUUGCCAGAUAUGAAUACAUUUUCAUCUGGGAUGAGGAUCUAGGUGUAGAGCAUUUCAAUGCAGAGAAGUACAUUGAGCUUGUUAGAAAGCAUGGGUUGGAAAUCUCUCAGCCUGGUUUGCAGCCUGAUAAAGGACUAACAUGGCAAAUGACUAAACGACGUGGUGACCAGGAAGUUCACAAAGUAACUGAGGAGAGACCAGGCUGGUGCACUGAUCCACAUCUACCACCAUGUGCAGCAUUUGUUGAAAUUAUGGCAACAGUGUUCUCCAGAAAUGCAUGGCGCUGUGUAUGGCAUAUGAUUCAGAAUGACUUGGUCCAUGGAUGGGGUCUUGACUUUGCUCUGAGGAAAUGUGUGGAGCCGGCUCAUGAGAAGAUUGGAGUUGUUGAUGCUCAAUGGAUUGUUCAUCAAGCAGUUCCUUCACUUGGGAACCAGGGCAAGUCAGAUAAUGGAAGAGCACCAUGGGAAGGGGUAAGAGCACGCUGCAGAAAAGAAUGGGGGAUAUUUCAGACAAGGCUGGCUGAUGCGGAGAAGGCUUAUUACCUGGAGCGAGGCAUCACACCCCCGAAUUCAACAGUAGUUUAGAUGAAUACAUGCUCCUCACAUGCCACGGCAAGGUUUCUGUUGCGGGAACCUGCUGCAAACUGGCAUGUUCAUCGAAGCUGCUGCAGCCCAGGGCAAAUCCCAUAUUUGUAUAUUAGGAGCCCCACGAAUCGCCAUGAUUAAUCUUAGUGUCGUUCACUUCUUUUUAAUGUCAUUUUUUGGUUAGUGAGACUAGCUGCGAUGUAAGUAGGAGAUAUAGCAGGGACCGUGAUGAUACGCAUUUGUGUAUUAAUGACCUGAUGCAAUAUGGAUGUUGAUAAUCCUUUUCUCAGUUUCAGUAUGUAAAUUGUUUGUUCUAA
Molecule: messenger RNA, 1984 nt
Organism: Sorghum bicolor (sorghum)
Lineage: Eukaryota; Viridiplantae; Streptophyta; Magnoliopsida; Poales; Poaceae
Exons: 14
Coding region: 456-1667 (403 amino acids)
Source: RefSeq, a predicted model, not a curated record